Messenger RNA from Guillardia theta CCMP2712, 2770 nucleotides. RefSeq lists its product as hypothetical. Lineage: Eukaryota; Cryptophyceae; Pyrenomonadales; Geminigeraceae. The record is from RefSeq and is a predicted model, not a curated record. Gene Ontology annotation, biological process: alcohol metabolic process; carbon utilization. Gene Ontology annotation, molecular function: alcohol dehydrogenase (NAD+) activity; acetaldehyde dehydrogenase (acetylating, NAD+) activity; metal ion binding. Gene Ontology annotation, cellular component: mitochondrion. Bases 13 to 2736 code for a protein of 907 amino acids. The transcript is spliced from 5 exons.
AAGAGCGACGACAUGCUGUCUAGCAGGCAUGCUGUGGCUAUGGCCACACGGCGGACUAGGAUGUACAUCCCCGCCAGCAAGAGGUUCAUCGGCAACGAUUCCAUCAAGAGCAUCGAUGAGAAGAUCCAGCGCAUCCAGGAAGCGCAGGCGAUGUUCGCCACUUACGACCAGAAGACGGUCGAUCACAUCUUUCGUCAAGUUGCCCAUGCGGCCAACAAGCAGCGCGUUCCCCUUGCCAAGCUGGCCGUGGAGGAGACAAGGAUGGGCUUGAUGGAGGACAAGGUCAUCAAGAACGGCGUGGUGAUUGAGACCUCCGUGUCGGCUUAUGCUGACAUGAAGACCUGCGGCAUCAUCGAUCGUGACAUCGAGCGAGGAUUGAUCAAGAUCGCCACGCCUGUAGGACCGUUGGCAUGCAUCACUCCCUGCACCAACCCUACCAGCACUGUCAUCAUCAAGUCUCUCUUUGCUUUGAAAACUCGUAAUGCUGCCAUCUUCCUUCCUCAUCCCCGCGCCUCCGCCUGCUCACACGAGGCCAUGCGCAUCUGCAGAGAUGCGGCCGUUGCAGCAGGAGCUCCUCCUAACGUGCUGGACUGCGUCGAGCAUCCCACGCUGGAGCUGAAUAGGCAUGUCAUGGAUCACCCUGGCAUCAAGCUGAUUGUCGCAACUGGCGGUCCCGGCAUGGUGAAGGCAAGCUACAGCACUGGCAAGCCGGCUCUGGGCGUUGGUGCAGGCAACGCGUCGGUGCUUGUGGAUGACACUGCGGACCUGAAGAUGGCAGCCUCGAGCAUUGUCAUGGGCAAGACUUUCGACAACGGUGUGAUCUGUGCCAGUGAGCAGAGCACGGUUGUGAUUGAGAGCAUCUUUGAGGAGUUCAAGAGCCUGCUUCAGAAGCGCGGCGUUCACUUCGUGUACGGAGAGGAGAGGAAGAAGCUGGGAGAGUUUUUGAUCAAGAACGGAGCAAUCAACCCAGACAUUGUCGGUCAGUCAGCACAAACGAUUGCACAGAAGUGUGGUAUCAAGAUUCCAUCGGAUGCAGUGGUGAUUGCGACGGAAGCUUCGGAGGUCGGUCCUCAUGAGCCCUUCAGCUUUGAGAAGCUUAGCCCUGUGAUGACUCUGUAUCGCGCGCCGACCUUCAACGAGGCCAAAGACCUUUGCGCAUCCAUCGUCCACUUUGGUGGAGAGGGACACACUGCUGUGAUCCAUUCCAACGACGAGAACAGGAUUGCGGCGUUUGCUGCAGCGAUGCCUGCACAUCACUUGUUUGCCAACGUGCCAUCGAGCAUUGCUGCGGUGGGGACGGCGUUCAACUUCAACGUCCCACCCAGUCUGACGCUGGGAGUGGGCACUACUGGAGGAUCUUCGAUUGCUACCAACAUGACGCCGGCAUCGUUGAUCAACGUCAAGCUGAUGGCGUCUCGUCAAGAGCACAUGGAGUGGAUGAAGACUCCUCCCAAUCUCUACUUCAAUCGCAACUGUACCCGUGAGGCCAUCGCAGAUCUUGCUAAGCCGUACCCCGGUGGGAAGAGGGACACGCGCGCCAUGAUUGUGACGGACAGAGCGAUGGUGGAGUUUGGGUACUGCGCGAAGGUGCAGCAGAUGCUUGAGCAGAUUGGCUUCAAGGUUGCGGUAUUUGACGAUGUCACUCCGGAUCCCACGAUCGAGUGCGUGCGAGCAGGCGCAGCGGCGUGCGAGCAGUUCAAGCCUGAGGUGUUGAUUGGACUUGGAGGCGGGUCGCCGAUGGAUGCCGCCAAGGGUAUCCGAGUGUUUUACGAGCACCCCGAGGCGAAGCUGGAGGAUGUGGGUGCGAGGUUCAUUGAGCUGCGCAAGCGAACCUGCCCCUUCCCCGACACGGGAUCCAAGGUGCACAAGCUUGUUUGCAUCCCGACUACCAGCGGUACUGGGAGUGAGGUCACGCCCUUUGCUGUCAUCACUGAGGGAACCCACAAGUACCCUCUCUUCAGCUACCGUAUGACUCCCGACGUGGCCAUUGUGGACAGCGCCUUCUGCGACAACCUGCCCAAGUCUUUGGUGGCGAAUGCUGGAGUGGAUGCUCUUGUCCAUGCCAUCGAGGCGUAUGUCAGCGUUGCGAGCAACGACUUCACCAAGGCGCAUGCUACUCGUGCGGUGAAGCUUCUCUUUGAGUACCUGCCGGAGUCGUACAAGAAUGGAACCAUCCGUGCCAGGGAGAUGGUGCACCAUGCCUCUACCAUCGCCGGGAUCGCGUUUGCCAACAGCUUCUUGGGGAUCACUCACAGCUUGUCUCAUCAGAUCGGUGGCGCCUUCCACACCCCCCACGGUAUGACCAACGCCAUCCUGAUGGAGCACGUGAUCGACUACAAUGCUGUGGAUGCACCGACCCGCAUGGGAGUGUAUCCCCAGUACACUCACCCGUUGGCGAAGCAGAGAUACGCUGAGCUGGCGAGGGCCAUCGGAUGCACUGGGAACUCGGACUACGAGCUUGUGCAGAAGUUCAAGCAGAGGAUCUCUGAGUUGAAGAAGUCUCUUGACAUCCCAGCCACCUUUGCUGAGGCAGGAAUCAACAAGGACGCCUACUACAAGGUGAUCGACAGCCUUGCUGAGCACGCCUUCGACGACCAGUGCACUCCGGCAAACCCCCGCUUCCCCUUGGUGCCUGAGCUGCGUCACAUCCUGGAGUGCGCAUAUGACGGGCAGCCGCUGUCGUCUCGCAUGUACCUUGAGCCAAAGGAGGCAGAUGCGGCCAAGACCAAGGCUUAAAAGAGGAUGUAGAUUAUUGUGGGUGGUGAUUAGG